UAUGUCAAAAAAAAUUGUAACACAGUUGCGUUAUUUUUUUCUCAACAUUAAAAAUCAACAAAGCAGCAAAAUUACGUGCCCAUGGUAUAAUAUAAGAUUUAUCUUAGUUGCUCUUAUUUUAUUAAAUAUGGCUUGGAGGAGUCACGGAAUAAACAAUGCAGAUAUGGUUCGGAACCUUAGAGCAAACGGAAUUAUAAAAUCUGAUAUAGUUGCGAAUGCUAUGGUUGCUGUAGACCGGAAGAACUAUUGUCCGCAUGCUCCUUACCAUGAUUCACCACAGUCCAUUGGAUACUCGGCUACCAUCAGUGCACCACAUAUGCACGCACAUGCAUUGGAAAGAUUAAGAAAACAACUUAUACCUGGUGAAAAAGCAUUGGAUGUCGGUUCAGGAUCUGGUUAUCUGACUGCUUGCAUGGCCUUCAUGGUCGGAGAAGCAGGAAAAGUUAUUGGCAUUGAACAUAUUCCUGAAUUAGUUACGAUGGCAACUAAAAAUAUUGAACGUGAUAGCCCUCAGUUACUCUCAUCAGAAAGGGUGAAACUUAUUGUUGGUGAUGGUCGUUUGGGCUAUCCUGAUGAAGCCCCCUAUAACGCUAUACAUGUUGGAGCUGCUGCUCCUACUCUUCCACAAGCAUUAGUUGAGCAAUUGAAACCCGGUGGUCGCCUGGUGGUGCCUGUUGGUCCUGAAGGAGGUGAACAGCAUCUUACUCAAGUGGACAAAGCUCUCGAUGGCACCACAACUGUAAAAAAGCUCAUGAGCGUCAUUUACGUGCCCCUUAUCGAUAAGAAUCAUCAACUCCGUCCUUGGCGCUAGGUUGCCUUGCAUGUUAUAAAUAAGACUCCAAAUAAAGUUGAUGGAUUUUUUAUUUUAUAUUAUAAAUAAUUAAAUUAAAUUGACAUAAUUAUAUUUAUUAAUUGCGAUAACACUUAUUUCAUUCUAAAAUUAUUACGGUAUGUACAAAAGC
This is a messenger RNA of Vanessa atalanta (red admiral), 962 nucleotides long. It is a transcript of the gene Pcmt, whose product is annotated as protein-L-isoaspartate(D-aspartate) O-methyltransferase. The record is from RefSeq and is a predicted model, not a curated record. NCBI's taxonomy places the organism in Eukaryota, Metazoa, Arthropoda, Insecta, Lepidoptera, Nymphalidae. Gene Ontology annotation, cellular component: cytoplasm. The transcript is spliced from 7 exons. Gene Ontology annotation, biological process: protein modification process. Gene Ontology annotation, molecular function: protein-L-isoaspartate (D-aspartate) O-methyltransferase activity. The coding region runs from base 2 to 811 and encodes 269 amino acids.